ACAUAACCCCAUCAGAGGCGUAGAUGUUUCUCUGUGAGUGUUGCAGUCCUCGAAAGACGUGCAGUGCAGGACUACCUUGGAACACUGGCACUUACCAUAACUGGAAUAUUUAGGAUACUGCUAAAAAUGUAGGUCAUAUUUGAAAGCUACACGUAAUUUAAGGAUUCGUUCAUUAGGUCACCGGUGACCGGACGCUAAAGCAUUGCCUCUUAUAACUUCUUCGACAGAUAUGGUUGGGAUGAAUUACCCGAUGGGGAUUAUUCCCACUUGGUUGGCACUGCUGGUACAUGUUCAAUGCUGCAUGGCUUUCUCUGUUGCUGGGCAUGAGAAUACAUGCGAGGCGAACGGGAGCGUUUACUACGUGGGGGAAUGGUACUUCUUGGACUCAGAUCACUGCACCCAGUGUGAAUGCACGGCAGAAGGUUCGGCGUGUGCUAGAACUGAGUGCACGUCCCUACCUUCAGCCUGCAUCCAUGUGAGCCACUACCCUACUGACUGUUGCCCAAGGUGCGAGAAGAUCGGCUGCGAGUACCGUGGUGAGGUGUACGACUUGGGUGAACAGUUCCAGCCCUCAGAGUGUGAGCAGUGCACGUGUGAGGACGAUGGCAUCGCACGGUGCCUGGUGGCAGACUGUGCGCCCCCACCCUGUGUCAACCCUGUUUACCAGAAGGGGAAGUGUUGCCCUGAGUGUAAGGAUGGCCCAAACUGCUACGUGGAUUCCUCUAGGACCCAGGUGAUCCCUGGGGGUGAACCAGUGUGGGUGAACUCCUGUACCAAGUGUCGAUGCCAUGAUGGCCAGGAUGCUGGGUAUUGGGAGGGCAACCGGCUGGCCACCUGUACCCGUGUGAAGAACUGCCAAACAUAGGAGCCCUAAAAAUGAUCAUCAUGGAGGUCUUCCUCAACUGAAACGAGGCUCACCAGAAGAGCUUGUAGUGUAUGUGUGUAGCACUAAUUCCGUCCUACGCACAUAUGUAGAGCUUGGUUAUGGUGGUAGUAGUGCUCAUUAUUAUUGAUUAGGUGCACUGUGUGUAUUCUUCUCAAACUAAUUUUAAAUAAUAACAAAAAUGAACCAAAGAGCUAAUAUAGCCUUGUUCAUUAAAUCAUACCAAAGAGAUGUUUUCAAGCGAUUUGAUUAGGCAUACAUAAUGAAUGCACCCAAAAACAUUAAGAGCACAUUAUGACACACACGCACACCCACCCUCACGCACACACACACACAAACACCCUGCCAUGUAGGUGGAAUUACUGUAGUUCCAUAUUAUGUAAACUUUACAUACAUUUACAGGUACAAAUAUAUAUGCUGGUUUUGUGGGUAAUUCAUCAUGUAAUUUGAGGUAUACAACAUCUUGUGCUGGAUAAACUACUAUAUAUUCCAACAGAUUUCUUUCUAAUGUGCAAAUCAUGGGGAACAUGAUAAAUGACUUUACUAUGGUAGUGUGUAGGUAGUGUGUUGUGGAAAGCUGACGAAAUUUUUUUGAAUGACAAAUAGUUUGACUAUUAGGCAAGGUAAGGCAUGCAUACAUAUCUAUUUAGAUUUGUAGAACUGAAUUGGUACCUUUCUACAAAAUCCUCAAAUGUGAUCCAUUUAGAUGAAGUGGUGGAUUUUAUUAAAAGGUUGCUGUGUUUGACAGGGAUACGUAUGUAAUAAAAGUAUUCCAUAUGG
Messenger RNA from Alosa alosa (allis shad), 1663 nucleotides. RefSeq lists its product as uncharacterized. Gene Ontology annotation, cellular component: AMPA glutamate receptor complex. NCBI's taxonomy places the organism in Eukaryota, Metazoa, Chordata, Actinopteri, Clupeiformes, Clupeidae. The transcript is spliced from 3 exons. The coding region runs from base 230 to 865 and encodes 211 amino acids. Gene Ontology annotation, molecular function: protein binding. The record is from RefSeq and is a predicted model, not a curated record. Gene Ontology annotation, biological process: negative regulation of BMP signaling pathway.